Molecule: messenger RNA, 210 nt
Organism: Aspergillus calidoustus
Lineage: Eukaryota; Fungi; Ascomycota; Eurotiomycetes; Eurotiales; Aspergillaceae
Source: the annotation of a GenBank genome assembly
AUGGCCGGCGCACUCGCUGCUUCCAUCUACCAGACCCUGAUCCGCCGAAAUGCUGUCUACCUGACUGCUAUCUUUGCCGGUGCCUUCGUCUUUGAAGUUGCCUUUGAUACCUCCACCAACAAGCUUUGGGAUACCUGGAACCGCGGCCGCCAAUGGAAGGACAUCAAGUACCAGUACAUCAACAAGGCCGAGGAGGAGGAUGAUGAGUAA